Messenger RNA from Triticum aestivum (bread wheat), 1014 nucleotides. RefSeq names its product FK506-binding protein 4. Bases 82 to 654 code for a protein of 190 amino acids. NCBI's taxonomy places the organism in Eukaryota, Viridiplantae, Streptophyta, Magnoliopsida, Poales, Poaceae. The transcript has a single exon. The record is from RefSeq and is a predicted model, not a curated record.
AUCCGCACCUACCCACCGAGAGAGAGAGGAAAUUUCUUUCGGGAUCAAGAGAUCGAGAAGCUAGGCCGGAUCUGAUUCGCCAUGGUGGCCGAGCUCGGUCCGGGCAGGUUCUACGGCGGCGUGCUCCCGCGGCCGCGCGUGUUCCCCGGCGGCGACCGCGCCGACCCGCCGGCGCUCCUCUCCUGGGCGCGCGAGGCGCAGUGGUCCACGGGCGCGCGAGGCAGUAGGCGCCUCCGUCUCCAGGGCCGCAUCGAGGGCAGCCUCGGCAGGCUCCGCCGCGCCGACGCGCUCGGCUCCGACGACGACGACGAGGACAAGGACGAGGAGGAGGGGGCCGUCGCGGCCCAGGAGCGCGAGGCCGUCGACGGUAAGGAGUCGGAGGAGGACGAGGAGGAGUCCGGCGAGUCGGACGAGGACUCCCCGGACUCCGGCGAGUCGGAGGAGGUGGCGCUCGUGACUCCGGCAAGGGGGCUGCGGAGGAAGAAGGCUGUCGCGGCGGCUUCUGCUCCUUCUGCCAAGGCAUCGGCGAAGGCGUCCCCACAGAGGAAGGCCGCGGCGGCUGCGCUAACGGCGAGGACGCCAUCGACGAGGAAGAGGAAGGCCGCCGAGGCACCGGCCGCAAGGAGGAGGACCUCCCCGCGGCGCAUGCGCUAAUGGUCCACUUCUUUGAUGCGUUAGAUUGGAUUUGGUGCCAUAGCGACUGGGGCGUGAUCUUGGUGAUGCCGCAUGCCGUGUGUUCGUAGAAAUGCUGGAACGAGGUCUGUUGUCAGUGCUCCUAUAUCUGAAUCAAAUCCUUCCAGAAACAUAAUAGUCCCUAUACUGUGCUGAGAUCUGAAAAUGUUUGAUGCUGUUUCUUACUGAAUAUAUGAACAUCGUCUUGUGUAACCACCAUAUGAAUUGCAAAUGUAUUCCCAAUCUGAAUUCAAAUGCUACAUCUACGAACAUUACCAAUAUGAAUUGCUACUUCCUAGUAACACCAUUUUUGAUCAGGUGUUGCUGCCAUCUGAAUUCAAA